AUGGCCGGGUUGGGUGCUACAUUUAGGCGCCUGGGCGCCUUGUCCGGAGCCGGGGCUUUAGGCUUGGCUACCUACGGGGCGCACGGCGCCCAGUUCCCGGAUGCCUACGGAAAAGAGCUUUUUGACAAGGCCAACAAACAUCACUUCUUACACAGCCUGGCCCUGUUAGCUGUGCCACAUUGCAGAAAGCCCCUCUGGGCCGGGUUACUGCUCACCUCUGGAACCACCUUAUUCUGCACCAGCUUCUACUACCAGGCUUUGAGUGGAGACCCCAGCGUCCAGCGUUUGGCCCCUGUGGGAGGGAGUCUGCUUCUUUUGGGCUGGCUUGCCCUGGCUCUUUGA
Molecule: messenger RNA, 342 nt
Organism: Orycteropus afer afer
Lineage: Eukaryota; Metazoa; Chordata; Mammalia; Tubulidentata; Orycteropodidae
Gene: TMEM256
Product: transmembrane protein 256
Exons: 4
Coding region: 1-342 (113 amino acids)
Source: RefSeq, a predicted model, not a curated record